CGGCUCUCACCAAAUCUCAAACGCCCAAGGUAGAGAUAGUGCGAAAAAUACAUACGGGUGGGGAAGUGAACAGAGCAAGGUGUAUGCCGCAGAACACAUCUAUCGUUGCAGCUAAAACUAAUUGCAGCGAAGUUUACCUGUUCGACUUUGCCAAGGUGUAUACCUGUUCGAGUAAUAAUGAAGGUGGUUCCUGUGACCCUGACUUGAGAUUGAAGGGCCAUGAUGAAGAAGGGUAUGGCUUGUCAUGGAGCCCAUUCAGGGAGGGAAUUCUUUUGAGUGGUUCAAACGACUGCAAAAUUUGCUUAUGGAACAUAUCAGCCUCACCUAAUGAUAAGGUGCUCGAAGCAGAUUUCAUCUAUCAGGCACAUCAAAGCGUGGUUGAAGAUGUCUCAUGGCAUUUAAAGAAUGAAAACAUGUUUGGGUCUGUUGGAGAUGAUUGCCAGCUAAUUAUUUGGGACACUCGCACAAAUAAGCCCCAGCACUCUGUCUUAGUUCACGAAAAGGAGGUCAACUAUCUAUCCUUCAAUCCAUACAAUGAGUGGGUAGUUGCAACGGCAUCUUCAGACACUACAGUUGGUCUGUUUGACAUGCGAAAGUUGAACGCUCCAUUGCACAUCUUAAGCAGUCAUACGGAUGAAGUAUUCCAGGUGGAAUGGGAUCCUAAUCAUGAAACGGUGUUGGCAUCUUCUGCUGGUGACAGAAGGUUAAUGGUUUGGGAUAUUAAUAGGGUAGGAGAUGAGCAGUUGGAAGGAGAAGCUGCAGAUGGCCCCUCUGAACUAAUCUUCUCUCAUGGGGGUCACCAAGCUAAAAUAUCUGACUUCUCUUGGAAUAAAAAUGAGCCAUGGGUCAUCUCAAGUGUUGCAGAAGACAAUACUAUUCAAAUUUGGAAAAUGGCAGAUAAUAUUUACAGUGAUGAAGACGGCGAGUUGCUUACCAAUAGAUCUUGAAAGUCAUGGUUUUCUGUUCAGAUUUGUUUUUACUGGAAAGGGGAUGAUAAUUCGCGCAUUAUAUAAUUGAUCUCUUACAUUCACAGAACAUCUGUUAAAAAAUUGUUGCUUAUUCGCUUAGUGCUCUUAUGAGAAUCAAUUCAUCUUUUGGUCCUCUCCAACUGUACAACACAUAAGUUACAUUUGGGCAUUUUGAAAUGGAUAUAUAAUGUCAGCAUAAUCUUUAAGGCUA
Molecule: messenger RNA, 1179 nt
Organism: Cuscuta europaea
Lineage: Eukaryota; Viridiplantae; Streptophyta; Magnoliopsida; Solanales; Convolvulaceae
Source: the annotation of a GenBank genome assembly